Molecule: messenger RNA, 1708 nt
Organism: Verruconis gallopava
Lineage: Eukaryota; Fungi; Ascomycota; Dothideomycetes; Venturiales; Sympoventuriaceae
Exons: 1
Coding region: 345-1052 (235 amino acids)
Source: RefSeq, a predicted model, not a curated record
CUGCUCCAUAAUCAGCUUCAUCGAUUUGAGCGAAGAGAUAAUGUUAUGUAAUGUAACGCCACGCGAUUAUCAUGUGGGAAACUCGGUGCCGAUCACUGCGAAGGUGCUCAACGGAAGUACAGCAGAUCUCGUGGCUUCGGAGUCCGGAAUGCUAUGCUCGCUGAAUUCAGACAACGGCAUUUUGAAACUCAUCUGCGAUCUCACCAUUAUGGUUCCACCGCGCACAGAACAGAGACGAAAGGUGAGAACUUUGUACCACCACUUUGCCAGGUCUUAAAGAGCUGGUAGUUGCCACGAUUCAAACCAGAACUACAACUCAGUGCACGACACCAAACUUGAUUAAAAUGGACGCUUACCAUCUGGAUCCUCCGAAAGUUGCAUCAGCGCAAACGGCGGCAUCUCCUGAAGAGAAGGCCAUACCACAGCCCAGGCCGGGACCUACUACGACUCCCCCAGUUCUUGAUACGGCAACACUCAAGUACAUCAAAACACUAAGUAUCAAACAUUUCCGUUCUGCAGAUGUCCCAUGGCGCUCCAUGGGUCAGUACAAGUACCGCAUUAUCGAGGAUGGCACUCUUACCCAAGACCGCAUAUCCGUGGUAGAGUCGCUUAUCCCGCCAAAAUCACACGGUCCUAUUUUUCAUUUCCAUGAGAUGCACGACGAAUGCUUCUACGUCACACAAGGCACUGUGCGUUUUCAUUCGCCAGGAAGCCCGCCAGUGGACGCUCAUGUGGGGGACAUGGUAACAGUGCCAACGAGGAUGCCUCAUCGAUUCAGCAACCCAUUUGAUGAGGAGGCCAAAUUUGUAUCAACAAACACACCGAGUCACUAUGCACGUUACUUCUACUACCUGGAAUACCUGAUUGGUGAGGGAAAUGAGCUGACACCAGAAGUGAAUAAAGAAGCAAUGCGUCGGUUCGCUACGGUGCCAUUAUCGCCCGCGGACAUUGAAUUGUUGGAAAGAGAAUUGGGCGCCGGCACAGUUGGAAAUGAGAACGAGUACAAUUCAGACGAGUCAGUAGAUACGGCGGACUUGGUCAGUCUUGAUUAGGGUGACUAACAGUGGUUGUGCUUUUGUCGCAAACAUUGCUUUUGGCACUGGCGUUACAGCUUCAAAGGGAAUAGACCGGAAGAAGCUAUGACCGUCAUAGUGAACGCCUGAAUGCGAAGAGUCUUAAGUGCACGAACUUCUGCUUUCUUUUUCUUCCUAUCCGCAGCAGCACCUGCUACACAGGGUCACGAUUAUCUACUGCAGCAUAUCGAGAGAGGUAACGUCAGACGGGUGAAUACUUAGCUCUGGCUUGAAGAUAAUGCUCGAUCUGCACCGCUUGAGAAACAGUCUAGACUAGGAUACUGUAGGUUAGCUGCAUGAGAGAACACAACAUCAACUCCUUUCACCCGUCCUACGAAAAACACGUGCAAAUCCUGGUCCCGAAAUGCCAACCCCUGACCAGGCGCUUGGCUGGGUGAAGGAAAGACCUGACGGAAGUACCCGCAGAUCGGCGAAAAUCAAGACUCGAAGCAAUCAGAAGCAAGCAGCUUAAUUAGUAGAUCGCCCUGGAUGUUCUUCACGGAGUUGCACCCAAAAAUACAAUGAAACGGGAAACCCGGACGCCUUGGUGACGAAAAGUCAGAGAGUUGAUUAAACUAUAAGGUCUCUUAAUUAAGGCCUCUCGUUAAAAUUCCACCCUGAAACCAGUAAUCACA